AUGUCUGCUUUCCAAGGCUUCGGCAACUUCGACCCGAACAUGGACCCAAACAUCAACUCAAACAUCGACCCAAACAUUGGCCCAAACAUCGACCCUAGCCUCAACACUGGCUUCAACCCUGGUCUCAAUGCUGACCUCAACCCCAACCCUGCCCUCAACCCCAGCUCCAACCCUGGCCCCAACUCUGGUCCUGAUUCUAGCACUGGCGCUAAUACUGGUACUACUAGCACUGCCACUGACUCCACGCCUCAGGGCAGUUACUGGAGACCAUCUGGCGGCUACCAGCCCCAGUACUUCGCAGACCCGAACAAGCUCCUGUGCAGCUGCCCAAACCACCUCCAGGGGUGGUGGCCUGUCCACUAUGCCGAGCUGAUAAUCGCCCCCUGCGCCUACAGAUGCCCCUACUGCGACGAGUUCAACAAAGUCGGGAGGGACAGACUGAUGGCAUCGAACCUCCGCCGUCACAUCACCAAGACGCACAUUGAAGGGAACCCUGGCCGGUACGGCACCCUUGUCGUCGCGCCUGGAGGGGGGAAAGCGAGAGGUCAGUAA
Molecule: messenger RNA, 552 nt
Organism: Penicillium hordei
Lineage: Eukaryota; Fungi; Ascomycota; Eurotiomycetes; Eurotiales; Aspergillaceae
Exons: 4
Coding region: 1-552 (183 amino acids)
Source: RefSeq, a predicted model, not a curated record